Huiozyma naganishii CBS 8797 is the source of this 594-nucleotide messenger RNA. RefSeq names its product Sys1p (gene SYS1). The transcript has a single exon. Gene Ontology annotation, cellular component: Golgi membrane; trans-Golgi network. Gene Ontology annotation, biological process: Golgi to endosome transport; protein localization to Golgi apparatus; Golgi to plasma membrane protein transport. NCBI's taxonomy places the organism in Eukaryota, Fungi, Ascomycota, Saccharomycetes, Saccharomycetales, Saccharomycetaceae. Bases 1 to 594 code for a protein of 197 amino acids. The record is from RefSeq and is a predicted model, not a curated record.
AUGGUGUCUUUGAGGAGGUAUUUGCGGGCUCCGAAGAGUCUGAAACCGUCUGAGAUAUUCAAGCAAGAUUCUUUGUCACCGGGGAAAAUCACCGUUCAGAUUGUUAUACUCCAGUUGUUCUACUAUGCUACGGCGAUCGUUCUUUUCUACAUCUGGGCAAAGCUUGUAGGACACAAGCUUGUGAUGCUGGACUGGCUGUUUUCGUCAAAAUAUAUCGAUUUCACAAACGGCUACGGUCUCUCCGUGUCCAUCAUCUGGCUCUUAGACUCGCUGAUUUGUGUCAUAUUCCUCACUGUAAUUGUUGGAAGAAGCAAACUUGCCUGGGAUUUUGGAGUCACAGUGCAUGCCAUAAAUUUCAUAAUUUUGUUGCUGUACACAAAACAUCUACCGUCUAUGUCCUGGGUAGUUUUACAGAUACUGUCCUCGCUGGUACUUAUAUUCUUAGGAACGUGGACCUCGAGGUGGCGUGAAUUGAAGGACACUUUUUUCGAAGGCAUGGUGGAAGCAACGGAUAUAUCUACAGGGAUGGGAAAUUUGGAAUCGAGUACUAGUGAAGCCGGUAUUGAAAUGAAAGAUUUAGAGAGUCAAAGGUGA